AUGGCUAUGAAUGUGCCAUUAAAUAGCCUUGUCAGAUCAGAGCAGCCGUUAUCACUCAUAACCCAGGUAAAACACGGAGAAAAGCAAAACUACAACCCCGAUUUUUGGCACAUGAAGUUCCGAGCUUUCAGUCCCUUGAAAGGGUCCGACCCGAUCCAGGAUCUCAGGAGAAUCUCUGAGCUAUGCUAUCAGUGGCUGAGGCCGGACGUGCACAGCAAGGAGGAGAUCCUGGAUCAGCUGGUGUUGGAGCAGUUCCUAACCUGCACGUCACCAGAGCUGCAGGCCUUAGUGAAGGAGAGCCGAGUGAGGAGCUGCAAAGACUUGGAAAAGAUGCUGAGGGACAGGAAAGUCCACAAGUGGUCCAUAAUCUACUCCCAAGGACAGGCAUACCUCCUUCAGGAUCCCAGUGCUGAGAUGGCUGAAGGCCCCGGGGACAACCGGGAUCCUGUGGAUUUGUCCCAAGGGCACCUAUCAAAUGAAAGCAAGGAGUCUCUCAACAGAGGCCAGGCCAGCCCAGAGCUGCAGAACCUAUCAGAGACGGAAGAGCCAUCCGUCAGACUGGAAGAGGACUUUUUGCUGGGAGGGAUUCCUGAGCGGACACGGCCAGACUACCUGAGACCUCAGCAGAGCCUGGAGAGUGACUCAGUUCCUGACUGGGAAAAGGCAGAAGUGUCUGCGUUUAUCGGUCAGGACCCUCAGCUGACCCAGGGCCCUGCUGGUUCUCUCAGAGUGAAUGGUGCGGUGCUACCCCAAGAAGACACUGAUGUGGAUGUUGUACCAUCGUUCACCCAUAUUUUGGAAAGAGAGUUAGCCUUGAAUAGGGAUCCUCAGAGUCUUCGUGGUUUCAAUUUACCCGCUUCCCAAGGAGUGGCCUCCUGUAUGGACAAUACAGAAGAUGGGCUAGAGGCUGCUAACCCACAGCCCGCUAAUCCACAGCCUGUAGAGAAACUUGACAGUCUUGCUGGCCAGGCUCGGUUUCAGUGUACCGAAUGCAAGAAGAGCUUUCUUUACAAGUCUCAUUUUGACCUCCACCAGAGGACACACACAGGGGAGAGACCCUUCAAAUGCAACUUGUGCAACAAGGCCUUUCUACAAUCCUCCGACCUGAGAGUCCACCAGCGCGUCCACACCGGGGAGAAGCCUUACACGUGUGCAAUCUGCCGAAAGGGGUUCGCCCACGGGUCCACCCUGCAGAAGCACAAUCGGAUCCACACAAAAGAGAAGCCUUAUGCGUGUGAGGAUUGUGGGAAACGCUUCCGCCACAAGGCCAACCUCACUGUCCAUUUCCGCAUCCAUCGCGACUUGAGACCCUACAUCUGUAAGAAGUGUAACAUGGCUUUCCGACAGCAGGGGACUUGGAAGCGACACAUGAAAACCCACUUGAGAACGGCGUCUGUGUAAUUCUGGAUCUAGUCUUUUCUCGGAAGGACUGAGAUUGAAGUUUUUUCCCCAGAGAAAUGGAGGCUGGGUUG
Molecule: messenger RNA, 1472 nt
Organism: Apodemus sylvaticus (European woodmouse)
Lineage: Eukaryota; Metazoa; Chordata; Mammalia; Rodentia; Muridae
Product: zinc finger and SCAN domain-containing protein 5B-like
Exons: 1
Coding region: 1-1401 (466 amino acids)
Biological process (GO): regulation of transcription by RNA polymerase II
Molecular function (GO): RNA polymerase II cis-regulatory region sequence-specific DNA binding; DNA-binding transcription factor activity, RNA polymerase II-specific
Source: RefSeq, a predicted model, not a curated record